AUGGUGGACAAAGGGGAAAUAACGAAGACGCCCUCGCCGCUGAAUAUCAACGACGCGAUCGAGGGCGAGGUAUUGAAUCAAAAGACUGCUAGGAGUAAGUAUCAGAGAAAACGUUAACUUUCCGUUCCGAUCGGAAGGGAAUCUGAAAAUAAAUAAAAACUUCAGUUAUUUCUCAUCUUUUCAUUCAGUAGCUUCGUCUACUGGAUGAAACGAGCGAAAAAGUUUACAACACUUUCUUUCUCUGCUUUCCUGAUUCGGAGAAACUACGAUUUUUAGAAAUCUCUCUCUGAAGGAAAAUGUUGUGUGAAAGAGGUCGUUCGGAAAGUUCAGUGAAUCGAAAUAAUAAAAUAAUGAAAUGUUGAUUUUUUGAUCAAACAACAAUGCGACGAUUCUUUCUUGAAAGGAACAAACACUUUGGGGACCGAUGUUCAAUUGAUGCAACGUUUCAUCACACUGCAAAUUUCUUUGAUCAAUCUGUCGCGGCAGAAACCACGUACCAUUUAUUUAUUUCGUUAACUUCGACUUUUCCUCCACUUACUUCAAUUUCUUUUCUUUCUGUUUUAUUAUCGCGAUAAGUCUAAAAAAUUUUUCCCUGAAUUUCCUGAACAAUCCAACAUAAACUAAAGGAAACAAAUCUUGACUAAAGCGCUGAAACAACUGAAAGGUCCCGAAGAGACACACUUUUCAAUAGUUCUAACGAAAAAUCUCCCGUUUCCUUAGUACUUAGGAACGAUCUUCUAUUGUACGAGGCUGUGAUAAAAAACGAAGCGGAUACCGUUCGCAAAGUGCUCAAAGAGACGGUGGACGUCAAUUCCAGGAACAAUUAUGGUCGUGCGCCGAUUCACUGGGCAGCGUCCAGAGGGAACACGGAGAUCAUCGAGAUGCUGAUACAGGCGAAAUGCGACAUCGAAGCCAGAGACAAGUUCGGCAUGCGUCCGUUACACAUGGCGGCGCGAUAUGGGCACAGGGACGCCGUGAAAAUGUUAAUCAACGCCGGGGCAAGCGUGUCGGCGGUGAACAAGAAGCAACACACUCUCUUAAUGUGCGCUGCUCAAGGCAACAACGUUCACGUGAUCGAGUACCUCGCGGAGGCAGUGGAAUCGUUGAACGGAGAUGCAACCGAUUGCACCGGUGCAACCGCUCUUCAUCACGCGGCCAGCGCUGGUCACCCGACUAUGAUAACCGCGCUCGCCAACGUGCCAAGAAUCGAACUGAAUGCCACGGAUAAAAAAGGUCAGACGCCGGUGCACUAUGCGUGCACGCAGGAGCAUCUAGAAGCGGUGGAAGUUUUAAUAGGACUGGGAGCGAACGUGGACGCCCAAGACAGCGAAGGGAACACAUCGCUUCACGUGGCCACGAGAACGAGGCACACGGCUAUAGCUCAAUUGCUGUUAAGAACCGGGGCGAACACGGAAUUAAUCGACGAGAUGGGCUUCACUCCGCUUCACGUGGCUGCCAGUCAGGGUUGCAAAGGGAUACUAGACUCGAUGAUUCAACACGGCGCCGCACUCAACAAACAAUGCAAGUACGGGAACACGCCUUUGCACUUGGCUUGUCAAAACAACGAGGUUGAAACGGUCGAGAUACUGAUCAAUAAAGGCGUCGAUCUCAACUGCUUGAACUCGGUGCGUACCAGUCGUUUUUCUUUUUUUCUUUUUUUUGUGUGUGUGUAUUUGCGUCGAUCACCAAUUUUACGUUUUUCACUCGUUCGUCCACACCGAUCCGAUCCGAUUCUGUUGCAGAGAUUACAGUCACCGAUUCACAUUGCCGCGGAAAUGGGGCACACGGAUAUUUGCGAGCUCUUGUUGGCGGCAGGUGCGAAUAUCGAGCAACGGGAACAGGUGAACCAACGAUCCUGUUAUCUCCUUUUCGUAAUUUCGUUCUCCCCUAUUUGUCUUUUAACAAUGUAUCGCAUUUGCGUUACACUCGUACGAAGCAGUUUGGAAUUUCCAGUUGGCAUUGCUACACUGCCUCGACUGUCGCGGCCACUUGUCUGGAUCUGUUCACAGGGUGGGAAAACGCCGCUUUACAUUGCGGCGAGGGGCAGUUUCACAGCUAUCGUCGACAUGAUAAUUAAAACCGCGAGACUGGACUACCCGACGCCGGAAGAUUCGACAUCCGACAAAGAAAUUCGGGAUCUAACGCCAGCUAGGAGAAGAUGGCGAGAAGGCUCGAGGGGUGGAAGUAUCUCCAGUAACAAUGGCGCUCUUUCGGAGCACAUUCGAUCGAUUUUGUGGAAGUUGGCGUACAAACAAUUGGGACCCGAAGAUUGGAAGAAACUGGCGUUACACUGGGCGUUCACGUACGAUCAGAUUCAAGCGAUCGAGCACCAGUACACUGGUCCUUCGAGUUACAAGGAACACGGUUUCCGAAUGCUGAUGAUCUGGGCAUCAGGAUUAAAUCCUGAGAUCUCUGUGGGCAAAGAACUCUGCGACGCAUUGUCCGCGGUGGAUAAAAAUUCCAUAGCUGGUAAAAACAUCUCUCGAUAUACCGAUUCUCUGUAUGAGAAAUGUGUGAAAAUCGUAGAGAGGAAACUAUCGUUGAAAUUUCAGAAUCCGUACGAAAGCACAUGGAUCAAGAGAAAGAAGGGAAGACGAAAUUGAACAAACAGCGAUGCCACAAAUGCUCCAUCACUUAA
Molecule: messenger RNA, 2638 nt
Organism: Heterotrigona itama
Lineage: Eukaryota; Metazoa; Arthropoda; Insecta; Hymenoptera; Apidae
Source: the annotation of a GenBank genome assembly